AUGCGCGCGCAGCCAGAGCGUGCCCCCCCUCCCCCAACACGCAGACCCAUGCGCGCGCAGCCAGAGCGUGCCCCCCUCCACACACGCAGCCCCAUGCGCGCGCAGCCGGACCGUGCUCCCCCCCCCCCCCACACGCAGCCCCAUGCGCGCGCAGCCGGACCGUGCUCUCCCCCCCCCCCCACACGCAGCCCCAUGCGCGCGCAGCCAGAGUGUGCCCCCGCCCCCCACUCCACACACGCAGCCCCAUGCGCGCGCAGCCGGACCGUGCCCUCCCCCCUCACGCGCGCAUCCCCGAGUGCGCUGCUGGCACGUCCUCGGCGCGAGUACUUGCGAGCCGCCGGCACGGCGCAGCCCUAG
Molecule: messenger RNA, 357 nt
Organism: Cynocephalus volans (Philippine flying lemur)
Lineage: Eukaryota; Metazoa; Chordata; Mammalia; Dermoptera; Cynocephalidae
Exons: 1
Coding region: 1-357 (118 amino acids)
Source: RefSeq, a predicted model, not a curated record